Messenger RNA from Mercurialis annua (annual mercury), 4172 nucleotides. Its product is annotated as spliceosome-associated protein 130 A. The record is from RefSeq and is a predicted model, not a curated record. The coding region runs from base 152 to 3799 and encodes 1215 amino acids. Gene Ontology annotation, molecular function: protein binding; U2 snRNA binding. Gene Ontology annotation, cellular component: U2 snRNP; nucleus. Lineage: Eukaryota; Viridiplantae; Streptophyta; Magnoliopsida; Malpighiales; Euphorbiaceae. Gene Ontology annotation, biological process: mRNA splicing, via spliceosome. The transcript has 4 exons.
CACAUCGGUAAUUUAGAACAAGUGAGAACCUUACAGAGGCUAAAUGCGAAAAUGAUAAAAAUAUAGAAAUCCCCAAAUGGAAUCCUCCUAAAACCCUAAUUUCACCACUUCCACUGCAAAACCCUCACUUAAUUCCCAAAAACAUUCCACCAUGUACCUCUACAAUCUAACAUUACAACGCGCCACCGGCGUAGUCACCGCCAUAAACGGAAACUUCUCCGGCGGCAAGACACAAGAAAUCGUAGUAGCUCGCGGCAAAGUUCUUGAUCUCCUCCGACCCGAUGAAAACAGCGGUAAACUCCAAACUGUUCUCUCCGUUGAAAUCUUUGGUGCAAUUCGUUCCUUAGCUCAAUUUAGACUAACCGGAGCUCAAAAAGAUUACAUUGUCGUCGGUUCGGACUCGGGCCGGAUUGUAAUUUUUGAAUAUAAUAAAGAGCGUAAUGUGUUUGAUAAAGUUCAUCAAGAAACUUUUGGUAAAUCUGGUUGUAGGAGAAUAGUUCCGGGUCAGUAUUUAGCGAUUGACCCGAAAGGUAGAGCUGUUAUGAUUGGUGCUUGUGAGAAACAGAAGUUAGUUUAUGUUUUGAAUAGGGAUACUGCUGCUAGGUUGACCAUUUCGUCGCCUUUAGAGGCGCAUAAGUCGCAUACAAUUGUUUAUUCUAUUUGUGGCGUUGAUUGCGGGUUUGAUAAUCCGAUUUUUGCGGCUAUUGAAUUGGAGUAUGCUGAGGCUGAUCAAGAUUCGACGGGUCAAGCUGCUAGUGAAGCGCAGAAAGUCUUGACUUUUUAUGAACUUGAUUUGGGUCUUAAUCAUGUUUCUAGGAAAUGGUCUGAGCAAGUUGAUAAUGGGGCUAAUAUGCUUGUUACGGUCCCUGGCGGUGGGGAUGGACCCAGUGGUGUUUUAGUUUGUGCUGAGAAUUUUGUUAUUUAUAAGAAUGAAGGGCAUCCGGAUGUUAGGGCUGUCAUUCCUAGGCGUGCAGAUUUGCCUGCUGAACGCGGAGUUCUGAUUGUGUCUGCUGCAACUCAUAGGCAGAAGACUAUGUUUUUCUUUCUGUUGCAGACGGAAUACGGUGAUAUUUUUAAGGUUACUCUAGAUCAUGAGAAUGACAAGGUUAGAGAAUUGAAAAUUAAGUAUUUUGAUACAAUUCCAGUUACUGCGUCGAUGUGUGUAAUGAAAUUAGGUUUUCUUUUUGCUGCAUCAGAGUUUGGGAAUCACGCAUUAUAUCAGUUUCGAGCAAUUGGGGAAGAAGCUGAUGUGGAGGCCUCAUCAGCUACUUUAAUGGAAACCGAGGAAGGUUUCCAACCUGUAUUUUUUCAGCCAAGAGGGCUGAAGAAUCUUGUUAGGAUUGAUCAGGUUGAGAGCUUGAUGCCCAUUAUGGAUAUGAAGGUUGCCAAUGUUUUUGAUGAAGAAACAGCGCAGAUAUUUUCACUUUGUGGACGUGGUCCUCGGUCCUCUUUGAGGAUAUUGAGGCCUGGUUUGGCCAUAAGUGAGAUGGCUGUUUCACAGCUUCCUGGUGUACCAAGUGCAGUCUGGACUGUGAAGAAGAAUGUUAAUGAUGAGUUUGAUGCAUAUAUUGUUGUGUCUUUCAACAAUGCAACUCUUGUGCUUUCAAUUGGAGAAACGGUUGAGGAAGUUAAUAACAGUGGGUUUCUUGAUACCACACCUUCACUUGCUGUUUCUUUGAUUGGUGAUGAUUCUUUAAUGCAAGUUCACCCAAAUGGUAUUAGGCAUAUAAGGGAAGAUGGGCGUAUAAAUGAGUGGAGAACACCUGGGAAGAGGACUAUUGUGAAGGUUGGCUCCAAUAGAGUUCAAGUGGUUAUUGCCUUAAGUGGAGGGGAGCUUAUUUAUUUUGAGGUUGAUAUAACUGGUCAGCUAAUGGAGGUAGAGAAAUAUGAGAUGAAUGGAGAUGUGGCCUGUCUGGAUAUUGCCCCAGUUCCAGAAGGAAGACAAAGGUCUCGGUUCCUUGCAGUUGGUUCAUUUGAUAACACCAUUCGGAUCUUAUCUUUAGAUCCUGAUGACUGUAUGCAGAUACUAAGCGUCCAAAGUGUUUCUUCACCUCCUGAAUCACUCCUCUUCCUUGAGGUUCAGGCAUCUGUAGGUAGGGAGGAUAGUGCUGAUCACCCUGCUAGUCUUUUCCUAAAUGCUGGUUUGCAAUCUGGUGUUUUAUUCAGGACACUGGUGGACAUGGUCACUGGCCAACUUUCUGAUUCUCGUUCCAGAUUUUUGGGGUUGAGGGCACCCAAACUCUUCUCCAUUAUUGUGCGAGGACGGCGUGCGAUGUUAUGUUUAUCUAGUCGACCCUGGCUUGGUUAUAUUCAUCAAGGACAUUUCCUUUUAACUCCCCUAUCUUACGAGACUCUUGAAUUUGCUGCUUCAUUCUCAUCUGAUCAGUGUGCGGAAGGUGUGGUGGCUGUUGCUGGGGAUGCAUUGAGGAUUUUUACCAUUGAAAGAUUGGGAGAAACAUUUAAUGAAACUGCAAUACCCCUCAGAUAUACUCCGAGAAAGUUUGUGCUUCAACCUAAGAAGAAACUUUUGGUUAUUGUUGAGAGUGAUCAAGGAGCAUAUACAGCUGAGGAGCGUGAGGCUGCAAAGAAGGAGUGUUUUGAGGCUGCUGGUAUUGGGGAAAAUGGAAGUGCCAAUGCUGAGCAGAUGGAGAAUGGUGGCGACGAUGAAGAUAAAGAUGAUCCUCUGUCUGAUGAGCAGUAUGGUUAUCCUAAGGCAGAAUCAGACAAGUGGGUUUCUUGCAUAAGAGUUCUUGACCCCAGGACUGCCACAACAACUUGUCUGCUAGAGCUUCAAGACAAUGAAGCGGCAUUUAGUUUGUGCACUGUAAACUUCCAUGAUAAGGAGCAUGGAACAUUGUUAGCUGUUGGUACUGCCAAGGGACUGCAGUUUUUGCCCAAAAGAAGUUUAGUUGCCGGUUUUAUUCACAUCUAUAAGUUUGUAGAUGAUGGGAGAACCCUGGAACUUUUGCACAAGACACAGGUGGAAGGUGUACCACUUGCUUUAGCCCAGUUUCAGGGAAGACUACUUGCUGGAAUAGGGCCUGCGCUCAGAUUGUACGACUUGGGGAAGAAGAGGUUGCUUAGGAAAUGUGAGAAUAAGCUCUUCCCUAACUCUAUUGUCUCUAUUCAGACCUAUCGUGAUAGGAUCUAUGUUGGUGAUAUUCAAGAGUCAUUUCAUUUCUGCAAGUAUAGGCGCGAUGAAAAUCAGCUCUAUAUAUUUGCUGAUGAUUGUGUUCCAAGAUGGCUUACAGCAUCGCACCAUGUUGAUUUCGAUACUAUGGCAGGCGCAGACAAGUUUGGUAAUAUCUACUUUGUACGGUUACCACAGGAUGUUUCUGAUGAGAUUGAGGAAGAUCCAACUGGUGGAAAGAUAAAGUGGGAGCAAGGAAAGCUUAAUGGAGCUCCAAACAAGAUGGAGGAGAUAGUACAGUUUCAUGUUGGUGACGUGGUUACUAGCUUGAGUAAAGCAUCUCUAAUUCCAGGUGGUGGAGAGUGCAUCAUUUAUGGGACGGUGAUGGGGAGCGUGGGCUCACUGCUUCCUUUCACUUCUCGAGAUGAUGUUGACUUCUUCUCACACUUGGAGAUGCAUUUGAGACAGGACCACCCACCUUUGUGUGGAAGAGACCAUAUGGCAUAUAGAUCUGCUUAUUUUCCUGUUAAGGAUGUGAUCGAUGGGGAUCUGUGUGAGCAAUUCCCAACGCUGCCUCUUGAUGCACAGAGAAAAAUUGCUGAUGAAUUGGAUAGAACUCCUGGCGAGAUACUGAAGAAACUUGAAGAAGUUCGGAACAAGAUCAUUUAAGGAUACACUUGAAGGCUGUUUGUUACAAUGGUGUUUACGAGCAGAAGAUCUAUGCCAAUUGUAGCUCUGGUAAGGUCACAUUUGCUUGGCAUUGCCUUUAAAAUGCAGAGAUAUAACAAUUAGAUGGUAAAAACCUUGGAGGAAAAAUCACUUACGAACUGUAGAUGUGUUUAUGAUUAGUGAAUGUUAUCUCAUGAGUUUUAUGACUUUCUUACGGCAGCUUGGUAAAAAGAUUAGCAGAUUAUGUGAUAAGCCUAGAUAGUUGAGCAUUGUUCUUAAUUUUGGAGUCUGGCUUCCUUAGAUAUCAUGAUAGUGCUUCAAAUUGAUGUAUGGAGAUUUUGAUAUAUUCAAUAUUAGACUGUAAUUAAGUUAA